Messenger RNA from Orbicella faveolata, 866 nucleotides. RefSeq lists its product as uncharacterized. Gene Ontology annotation, cellular component: extracellular region. The record is from RefSeq and is a predicted model, not a curated record. Lineage: Eukaryota; Metazoa; Cnidaria; Anthozoa; Scleractinia; Merulinidae.
UCUGAAACCAAUCUGUGAUAACCGUGACUGAACUUAUCUUGUUCUGUUCAAUCUUUGCAGCCAUGCCCAAUCAAUUUCAAAACGAGUGCUUAAGCGCCCACAAUAAGUACCGAGCCCAGCACGGAGCACCUCCGUUAAAAUGGUCCUCAAAACUGGCUUCGGACGCAGAAAAAUGGGCCAAGCAGCUAGUGAAGCUAAACCGCCUUCAGCACUACAGUGGGGAUGAUGGAGAAAACCUUGCAUAUGCUUCAGGAUAUGAAAUGACAGGUCAAAGGGCGGUGGACAUGUGGUAUGAGGAGAUCAAAGACUACAGUUUUGGCAACCCGGGAUUUUCUUCAGGAACUGGCCACUUCACUCAGGUUGUCUGGAUAGGCUCCCAGGAGAUGGGUGUCGCCAAAGCUAGCAACGCUAAUGGGACACAAUUCGUGGUCGCACGUUACUCCCCUGCAGGGAAUGUGCUUGGGCGCUUCCCAGAAAAUGUCAAACCGAAGGGGUCGAAAAUAUCCAAGGACGCUGGUAAACAAACGGAACAGCCACGUGGUAAGCCGACGGGUCAUGGGAACGUGCACGUGACUAUCAAAACCGGUGGAGAUAAAGACAAGCCACAGAGUGCCAGAGAAUUCAAAAAUGAAAUGCUCAAGUCACACAACGAAAUCCGCGCUCAACACGGUGCGACUUCUCUCAAGUGGAAUUCCAAACUGGCGUCAGAAGCUCAAAGCUGGGCAGAAGACUUGGCGAGUAGGAACACUAUACAGCCCAGCAGCUCCAACGACUACGGAGAGAACAUCGCUUAUAUGUCCGGGGCACAACUUACAGGGAGAAAAGUGACAGACAUGUGGUAUGAGGAGCACGAUAAAUACAACUAA